GAACCCAGAAGAACGUAACAAGCUUAUGAUAAAAAGGUGCCUCUGUGGCAGUCUGGCUCGGGGCUCCGAGAGGUGAAGUGGGCUCUUCUGUCCCCAGAAGCCCUCAUGCGGAGGGCUCAGCGCUGCUCCCAGCACUUUGCAGUGGAGAUACUGGUGCAAGAUGUUGGUUCUGCUACGCGAUGUUGGUUCUGUUACCCAGUAAAGGAGCUGGAGUGGACCUGGGCGCUCGUCUCUGGGCAAGGCAAGAGGGCGGCUGGCCAUGGCAGAGCUAAGGUGGCUUGAAGGAUGAGCAGAAUCGCAACUCCGCAUGUGUUACUUAUGCUGCUCUUCUGCUUGCUUUCCAGAUUGUCACUCAAGCAUGGGGCACGCCCCCUCCAGGAGGCUAUUUAAAGAGGAGCUGGUGUGCAACUUUCUCCAAAGAGAGAGGAGAAACUGCGAAGGAGAAGGAGUGAGUCAGUCGGCAGCCUGAAUCCCCUCCCUUCCCUUUACUCAGGAUGUCUGGCAAUGUGGGGCCAGUGACCCGGACCUUCUUCCUCUUCCUCCUCCUCACACCUGGCUGGGUAGAACCGCAGGCCUGCACGUACCCAUGCCAGUGUCCCUCCCAGCCUCUGCAGUGCCCCGCUGGCACCAGCCACGUGUUGGAUGCCUGUGGUUGCUGCAAGGUGUGUGCCAGGCAGCUCGGCGAGCUCUGUUCCCUGCAGAAACCCUGCGAUCAUCACAAGGGACUCUACUGCGACUUCUCCAAAAUCCACAGAGGCAGCGGGAUCUGCUUAGCUCACGAGGGUGCGACGUGUGACCUGCUGGGCAAGAUCUACCACAACGGGGAGAGCUUCCAGCCCACCUGCAAGCUGCAGUGCAUCUGCAUGGAUGGGGCCAUCGGCUGCAUCCCCCUCUGCUCCGACGACCUGCGGCUGCCGUCCCCCGAGUGCCCCAAUCCCCGGCGGGUGAAGUUUCGCAAUAAGUGCUGCGAAGAGUGGAUCUGCGAGGAGGGCAGUGAGGAAAACCGCUUCGAAACAGCCAUGGCGGUUUUCAGGGAGGAUCCGGCACACAAGCCGGAGCUGAAUAACCUGCAGGAGAACUGCUUGGUGCAGACCACCGAGUGGAGCGCUUGCUCCAAGAGCUGCGGCAUGGGCAUCUCCGCCCGAGUAACCAACGACAACCCCCAGUGCCGCCUGGAGAAGGAGACCCGGCUCUGCAUGGUCCGGCCCUGCGACUUCCCCAUGGAGAAAACCAAGAAGGGGAAGAAGUGUGUGCGGACCCCAAAACCACGCCAGAGCCUCCGCUUUGAGUUUUCCGGCUGCACCAGCACCCGCUCCUACCGGCCCAAGUUCUGCGGCAGCUGCACGGACGGUCGCUGCUGCACCCCGUACGUCACCAGCACCGUGGAGGUGGAGUUCCGCUGCCCCGAGGGGGACUUCUUCCAGCGGAAGAUGAUGUUCAUCAAGAUGUGCUCCUGCCACUACGACUGCCCCCGAGACAACGACAUCUUCCUGGCCACCUACCACAGGAGGAUGAUUGGAGACCACGUCAAGACAGAGACGCAGUAGCCCUCUCCGUGCCAGAUCCGUAGGCCAAGGCAUCAAGAGGGCUCUGCAGUGCUUUCAGGGCUGCGUCCCAGGACAACGCAGCCUCUUCCCCCUCUGUGAGGGGCUCUGCUCUUCAGAACAGCACCAUCGCCACCAGUGCUCCCGGUGGCCUUGCUAACAAGCCGAUGCGCAGGGGGGAACGGCCCCGUCUGCCCCAGGCUCCUGACCUUCACCCGCAGUGCUGCAAGGCUCAGUGAAGGAACCAGAAACAGGCUUGAGCUGCAAAACUUGAUCCAUGUUCCCUCUGACCAGAUGGGAGAGUGGAUCAAAGCCGCGUGGCUCCAGCCUGUCUCCAGCUGAGAGCACAGCGGGUACGAUUCCCCGUGGCCAAAACCACGCGGCAAACCCAGAGCACGAGACGGGAAGCCCAGGAGGCCUGAGCUAAAGCCGAGCUCUGCCCCCAGAGCGGGGCUCUGCUGCGCGUUGAUGCAAAGCUCGGUGAGCAAAAUGGUCCUGGCCCUGUGCUGGGCUCCUGCUGAGCUUCUCAAUUAUUUUUGGUUAAUUGGAUCCAACAAGUUGGCAAAAGCUCUGCCCCAACCUUGUGCCCACCUUUCACCCUGCCGCGUGCUUUCCCGUCAGCAGCUUUGUUCCAGAUCAGUUCGCUCCUAGAGUGGCCGGAUCAUUUCCUGGGUGACCCGUUCUCCGCGCAGCUCAAGGCUGGGCUGUCUUUUUUUUUUUUUUCCUCCACGUUAAAUUCCUUUUAGCCUUGUGUGCAGAUGAGGAAACAGCGAGUUGGUAGUGUCACUGCAGGAGCUGGAGUGUGGCUCGGGGCCUCCUGCAGAAGAUCUGGGCGCAGGAAGGAGUUUCUCCAUAGACGAGAGGAUUCGGCCAGGCUGUAGCUUUGCUCCGGCAGCGCUGUGUUCCCUGGGGCCCGUUUCAGCCCCGAGCAGCUCUUCAAGCGUGAAACGGGGGUGAGCCAGGCCGCAAGUCUGAAACACGUCCCCCGCGGGGGCUGCUCCUGGCAGUUUUUAGUGCCGCGAUGAGCGUGUCCUGCUGCGCCUUUCCGUAAUCCCUUCAGAAGUGGCUCCGGGGUGGGAGAGGGGCUGGACUCGGCCGGCUCACGCUUCCACAGUGGGGCUGCAGCGACGUUUGGCUCCGGAGACUUUGCCGGUGGGUCACAAGUUGGAGGAACGCUGUUCAGCUCCGUCCUCCCCGGCGAGUUUAAGGCCCUGGCAAGAAAAAUGCCCAUAUUUGUAAACGGAGCGGAGCUCUCCUGCAGUUCCCGAGGCAGCGGCACAGAAAGCCACGCGGUGCUGGGGUCUCCAGCGGUGGGGUUCCCGUCUUGCUGCAGGCCUGCGCAGAGUCUCUCCGCUGUUAACACGAGCUGACCGCCGGCCCCAGGAGCGACGCAGCCCCGGGGUAUCUCUGAAGCCUUAUCCGUUGGGUUUAGUCUCUGCUGACGUUAGCAGAAACAUCCAGGUAAAGGCCCAGUCUCGUUCCUUCAGUCCUCCCAGCCUUCAGCCUUUCCCGCUCACUGGAAAUGGUGACGAAUCCCUGUCCCAGCCGGGCUGGAGCAGGGGCCGCACUGCAGCUCCGAGGCAUUACCCCGCCACAGCUCCCACCCCGAAGCGGAACGUGAUGCCGGAGGAUAAUCCCAGCCCGCAAUAAACGCUGCCGCGCAGCCCGUGACUCCGCUGAAACGUCAGCUCGGGGCCCGCGGCUCGGCUCUUUUCCUGCUCUCAGCCUGCGGAAGCUCGCGAGCCUUCACCCUCCUGUUACCUGUAAUCAAUUGGAACUGUAAAUAAUUUAUCUGAUGUUGUUUCUUUUUUUUUUUUAAGGCCUUUGUACAGUUUUUGUAUCCUUUAGCACAACCUUGCUCGGGGCCUUUCCUCCCCUCGCCCUCCAGGUCUGCUCUGAACUUUUCUCCUGCCGUUUACACGGCUUCUGAGUGUAAAACUACGCUGAGGUCGCACUUUACUCAACGCUAAUAAAUAUCUCUUUAUUUUUUA
Molecule: messenger RNA, 3535 nt
Organism: Grus americana (Whooping crane)
Lineage: Eukaryota; Metazoa; Chordata; Aves; Gruiformes; Gruidae
Product: CCN family member 2-like
Exons: 7
Coding region: 495-1547 (350 amino acids)
Biological process (GO): cell adhesion; signal transduction
Cellular component (GO): extracellular matrix; extracellular region
Molecular function (GO): heparin binding; integrin binding
Source: RefSeq, a predicted model, not a curated record